Messenger RNA from Drosophila grimshawi, 3103 nucleotides. RefSeq names its product prominin-like protein. NCBI's taxonomy places the organism in Eukaryota, Metazoa, Arthropoda, Insecta, Diptera, Drosophilidae. Gene Ontology annotation, cellular component: membrane. The record is from RefSeq and is a predicted model, not a curated record. Bases 231 to 3050 code for a protein of 939 amino acids. The transcript is spliced from 11 exons.
AUAUCAUCUGACACUUUUAUUUGGUGCCUGACACUUUUGAAAAAUACUUUUGCUUCAGAUUUAACUGUAAACAGAUUCUUUAAUUCAAUUCAAUAACGUAUCAUAAUAUUCAUAGUACAGUUAAAGUCCUAAUUCUUGUAAUUAUUGACCAUCUGAUUAAGUUUAUAUUUAUUGCUGCAUUAAGAACUUUGAGCCAACUUUGAGUGUGCCAGUAUUGAAAUAAGCCCAGAAUGUCUGAAUAUUUUCGAAGGCCUGCAGCUACAAAUCUCAAAUCAAAUACAAGACGUACCACCAAGUGGAUCUAUUGGAACCAAAGCGUGAUAUUAUUUGGCUUUGUCUUGGACUUGUUAAUAGUGCCAACUAAAUCAGAUGAGGAUGACUCCAGUGAUUGGGAUUACAAUAGCCUACUUGCGACUAUUGCAGAGCAAAACUCUUCCAGUAAUUGGAAUAAUGCUACAUUACAUACAAGGCUUUCUCAGCACUUUGUCAGUACAAACUUUAGCGCCUUUCAAUCAAAUGCUGUCUACACCACAGAACACAAUUAUUCCAUGUUGGCGAUGGGUCACAUAUACAAAUUGGUGCACUUUUUUUUCGAUCAGCUUGAGCCAAUACUGCCUGGCUAUGUUGUGGUCAAGGUAGGGGAUAUUCUCUCCCUAGGGCCCAAGGUGGCGUCUAACGACUGGAGCACUCUCUUGGCGCAGUAUUGGGUAGUGUAUUUGUGGGUUAUUCUCCUGCUCGUUCUCAUCAUAAUCGUACCUUUCAUAGCUGUGUGUUAUUGCUGCAUCUGGUGCCGGCGUUGCAAAAUAGGAUGUCCACCCUGCGAUCAGCAAAAGAAUGCACGCAAAUUUUACUGCUGGAGUUCCAUUCUCAUCUUGCUAAUGCUUGGAAUUCUGCUGGGACUUAUUAUUGCCUAUGCGAACCAUUCUUUGCUAGAUAUUGGACUUCAGCAGUCAAAUCGUCUCAAGCGCCGUGGCACCGAGGACACUUGCACCAUCCUUAAAGAUGCUCACCGACACAUUCAGCAUCUCUUUAUAAAAAAUUACAAAGAGAUGAGUGACCAUCUAAAGGAAAUCUUAAAUGAGGCAGGCCAACACGUAUACUCUGACCUACUGGAUAUCUCUGAGUCCGUUGCGGCGAUUGAAUUUGAGCGCAUUCUAAUGAACAUGGAAAAGGCGCAUUCUUUGAUGAGCACAUUGCGAGGAUUGCACACGGAUCUCCGUUUUUACGGCAGGCAACUGGUAGACGGCUUGCGCGGAGUAAAGCGUGACUUAAGUUACGUUUGUAUUUCGAUGUGUGGAAAUAGCGAUUGCCUUCAUUUUUUACAAAGAUCGAGAAUUCAAUUCAUUGAUACCUCACCGUGUCUUCACUUUGAUAAGCUACCCAAUGUCGAAUAUUAUAUGGAGGGCAUUGAAUCAAUAAUAAAAGCAAGGGAUCUCACUGACAUCAAGUUAGACAAGAUAGUCAACCUGGUUAAGGCUGGUGUAAAUCCAAUCGUGCCGCCACUGCUCAAAGAUAUUAAAGAGGGCCAAUCAUUUUUCCACGCAGAAUCAACAACCUUACGGAUAAUCCUCGAUGAGGUGAUCUCUGAAAUUCAUUCAAAAACUGUGCAAUCGAACCAGUCCUUCGAAGACCUAAUGGUCAAAUUCGGGUCGGCGCGUAAAAUUAUCCAUUAUACGAUUUUUGUAGUUAUUUUAUUGAUUCUGAUUUUCCUGACAAUAGCGAUUUUAAUUGGAUGCUGUGACCGCGACCAUAGCGAUAAAAUCUGCAGCAAAAGCACUGGAGCUACUUGCCUGUUAAUUGCCAUAGUGCUGAUGUUCAGCGUGUUCUCACUUGUAGUUUUGGUUGGACUAUUUUACUUUGUCAUGGGUUUGAUUACCUACCAGGGAGCCUGCGCACCGUUUGAAAAUCCACAAAUUAAAUCGAUGUUAAAUCGCAAGGAUUCAGUUAUUAAACUAAAUCGGGAUACGACAAAAGACUUCCAUCAAUCGAAUCCUCUGGCGCUGCGUAUGUCAACUGAAAUUGGAGAGUGUUUGCCCAAUGAGACGAUCUUUAGUAUACUUCUUGGCUCAAAUUUGUAUGAUAUUGAAAACAAAUUGCGCGUUAAGGUUAUACAUUCCCCUUUGCCAGAGCCGAAAUUCUUUCCGUUUAAUUCGCUCGACUUCAAUAUAAAUCUAAAAGUACCAAUGCUGCUUAACAAUAACUUUAGGGAUUAUCACAGUGAAAAGUUUACAAAGUUUUUGUGCGACGAGUUAACGCCAGUAGAUUUGACUGAAAUAAUCAAGGAAAUAUUUCUAUUACACCCUAAACUAUGGACUCAGUGGGGUAUAUAUGAUUGGGCGCGAAUCGCUCUGCAGAAUGAAGCUGUUAACAUUCAAAAAUUUUAUGAUGAGCUCGUUCCCAAAGUCUUAUCCCACAUAAAUGAAAUGAGACAGAUACUGCUCGAAAUUGAUAAACUAGUGUUGUACAAGAGCAAUCAAUUUGACAAAUCCCUUCAAAUUUUGAAGGAAAUGUCAACACGAGCCACCAUUUUUAUGAGAGAUAAGGGCGAAGAAACCGCAUCAGAACUACGCCGAAAUGUCACUAUUUAUGUUGACGAUCAAGUUAACAACUAUAUCGAAAUGGUCAUUAGCGAGUGCUUAAAUAAUGUCGGGAAAUGCGCUCCGCUUGCGUAUAUUUAUUAUCGUAGUGUAGCCAUGGUUUGCGACCGCUUGAUCAAUCCUAUGAACGGUUUCUGGGUGGGCCUUCUUCUUUGCGGUCUACUUUUCCUGCCCAUCGUUUUUUUGGCCCACCACUUGCAGUGCUUGUACAGGAAGAUGUACCAAUACACACAAUAUGAGUCGCAAGGAAUUGGCAUUAUCGAAGGCGGCUGUGCGCGUUGCACGGCGUAUGCGACACCUUUCCGCCCAGGGUUUUUUGCUCAUCAGCCACACUACUGUGUCAAUGGGAACCCAAUGCCGAGCAUUGUGCAUGAGUCCGCAUUGGGUGCAACAUCGGUGGCAGAAACAGAAGCGGUGCUUGCAAGCAACACCCUGAAACGCAAACAGGAAUAACACAAGUUUCAAUUUAUGCCAUAUUCCGAAUUUAAAUGGGGUAACUUUUAAUA